GACAAAAAAUGACUGUGUUAUUUAAACCAAACUUUAUUUAGAUUUAAACAUUUCUGUACAAGCAUUACAUUAAAGCAAGCUGAGAAUUAAACGUGUAAUGUUCCAUCCUGCUGCCUGUGAGAAGGUGUAUAGUAGGACCCAGGGGAGCACUGACAGUUCUGAGGACAGAAGAGCAUGUGUCUGGUUCAAAGAGGAAAAGAAAAGAAAAAAAGGAAAAGAACACAGGGAAUACAAUGUGUGACAGUCACAGCCCUACACAGCUCUAGAUCCAGAGAGCAUCCUGAUAAAACACCAACCACAGAGCUGAGAAAUAUUUACCAACACCAGCGGAAGCUGUGAGAAGAGGGGCAUCCUCUCCUCUUACCUGAGCCUGGGAGCGCACCACAGGACACCUGUUCCACCUCUGAGAUCUACAGACAGAGCUGUCUCCUGUAGGACAGGAGCUGAAAACUAGACUCACUGCAGCGGAGUGGGAGAGGAACCAUGCUAUGCUGUGGACAGUCGUAACUCAUUUCAACUCGCAGGUAAUUCAGGCUGUGAUAGACCACCUGAGGAGAAACUGUAGACCACCUGAAGAGUGAAGAAGAUUGAAAGGCGCCCUGUAGAAGAACAAAAAAAAAAAACAUACAACAAUGUCCUGGAAUCUUCAGAUAUAACAACACUGUUCCUGCAUUUCUCUAUACUGGAAAAAAUAUAAUUUUGACAUUUUUGAAGAAGAGGUCCUCCCUUCAGCACAGUAUCUGAUAAACCAGUCUGAUGAAGAACAGAAUAUGCAGAAGCGAAAUGAGAAAUACAUCUAAAAAUUGGAGGAAAAUAUAUUUGGCCAUGGAGCCUCACGGCCUGGUGUCCAGGCUCUGAACUAUGGCAAAGGCAAGGUCAGGUCUUAUGCUGGGUCUCCUGACCAAUCAGACAAAUCCAAAUGACACAUCUGGUCAAUGGCCGUCCACCAAGCCCACCCCGCCGAGCAUGGAGGAGGUCAUCCACUCGGAGUCCCAGAUUAAAGAUCUGGUGGGUUUAUUUUGUAUGGUCACCCUUAACCUGGCCGCUCUGUUGGGCAACGCUGGAGUGAUGGUGGCCAUUGCUCGAGCCCCACAUAUGAAGAAAUAUGCGUUUGUGUGUCAUCUUUGUGCGGUGGAUCUACUUUGUGCCAUAUUACUAAUGCCUCUUGGGAUAAUAUCAAGUUCACCCUUCUUCAAUACUGUGGUGUUCACGGUUCUGGAGUGCCAGGUCUACAUUUUUCUCAACGUGUUCCUGGUCUGUGCCUCUAUUCUCACCGUAACGGCCAUUAGUGUGGAACGCUACUAUUACAUUGUUCAUCCCAUGCGCUAUGAGGUGAAGAUGACUAUUCACCUGGCUGUUGGAGUGAUGGUGUUCAUUUGGCUCAAAUCCAUCCUUUUAGCUCUGGUUACUUUGCUUGGUUGGCCAGCAUAUGGCAACCAGAGCUCCAUUGCUGCCGCCCAUUGCUCUCUGCACUGGAGUCACAGUCGUCUCAGGAAAGUCUUUGCCAUUCUCUUUAGUGUGGUGUGUUUUCUGGUUCCGGCGGUUAUAAUUUUCAGCGUGUACAGCAACGUCUACAAGGUGGCGCGCACAGCCGCCCUCCAGCACGCUCCCGUACCCACCUGGGCCGCUAAUCAAGCCAAGUGUCGCUCAGAAUCCAUCAACAGCCAAACCACCAUCAUCACCACCACCCGCACCCUGCCUCAGAGAUUGUCUCCAGAGAGAGUGUUUGGCGGUGGCAAAGCUGCUCUGACGCUUGUGGUCAUCGUAGGACAGUUCCUCCUGUGCUGGCUGCCCUACUUCAGCUUCCAUCUCCACAUGUCCAUCACAGCUCCUCAACAAAGUCCAGGAGACGUAGAGGAGGCUGUAACCUGGCUGGCGUACUCCUCGUUCGCAGUCAACCCCUUCUUCUACGGUUUGCUCAACAGGCAGAUCCGAGAGGAGCUCAUAAAGCUAAGGAGAUGUUGCGCCUCCAACAGGCCAGUGGAGCUCGGGGCUUCCAGCCAUGAAGGAUCCAUUCAGGAGAACUUUUUGCAGUUUCUGCAGAGGACCACCAGCACAGCCGAGACCACAAGGUCAAGCUGUGUGAACUCCAGCCCUCGGAACACUCUGGACCACGGUGUCCGGAUACCCGGGCAGAUACCCGAAGAGUAAAAGUGAAAAUUUAAUAAGUAGUUGUUUUAUUGUUGGAUCAAAAACUCUGACUCGGACUGUUUGGUGGUGUUGUGUUUCAGUUUCACAUGCAAAAAAAAUGUUUGAUGAGUUGUUUUUGUUUGGGUGAAUGUUACAUUCAAUAGCUAAGUUAUAUUAAUAUUGAUAGAGUUAAAUAUAUUACAAAUGCUAUAAAACUUUAAUGUUGUACCAUUGACAGAUAAUAACAGUUUAAAUAAAGCAAUAAAAAAGAAGUGCUUGGUAGCACUUUACUCUAGAUGAGAUUUGUUUAUGACAACUGACACAAACUAAUAAAUACAUAUCGGCUUAUUUCAACAAAGGUGCUACCUGCAAUGGACUGGUUUCCACACCACCUGAUUCAACUCAUCUGCUAAAUGUCAGCUGUUUUAAUACUUUUGGGAUGAAAUUACUCAAUAAUUAAAGCAAGAAGUCUCAACAAAGACAUUGAAGGACUAUUGAAAUAAGCCUUUAUGCAGGUCGAUGUCAGUUGGUAUGAAGGGCUUGGGAACUAUGAAUAGCUUAUGAUUAUGGUUAUGGUUCUCUAUAGCAGUGGUUCCCAAACCCAAGUGGUUCUCCCAACAUACCUGAUCCCUAGGAAACCACUAAAGCAGGAAACCACUAAAAUGUGCAGGACCAGGUUUGGAAACAGCAGCCCUACACUAAAUUGUUGUAAAAUACUUUUAUACAGUGGUUCUCAAUAGGGUUCAACCAAAAUAAACAUUUGUGGCUUUAACUGAACAAAUAAAAUACCAAAUAUUUAGUGCAUCCCUAGUUCCCAACCUUGAUCCUGUUGGGCCCCCUGCCCUGCACAUUUUAAUGUUUACAUUGCUCCCAAUACACAUAUAAUACAGCUAAUUAGCUAAAUACCAACUGUCAACCCUUUUGGGCCAGGUAGUGUAUCUAACUACAAAACAGCAUGUGAUCUGAUAAAGCAGUGUUUAUACUGUAUAUUUAUUACUGUAAUACUAUAUUAUAACGCUAAACAACGCUCAAUACUUUGUGUAACUGUAUUUAUUUUGCAUUAUUUGACAAAAAGGGUGUUAAAGGGAUAUUUUCAUAAAUUGAAUGAACAACUGUAAAACAGAAAUUGUUCUGUUUGUGUUAUUUUUUAAAUUCCGCUCAGCUGUAUGUGUGACGUCGGCUGCACUAAUCCCAAGUGGACAGGCAGUAGUCUGGCUAAUUCCAUCCGUCCAUCACCAUGGAAAUGCUGUGUGUGUCGUCCAGCAUAACAACAGGGCUCGUUUCAGCUCAGUCCUCAGGUUUGUUUGUAUGAAAUGGGAUAAAAUACAGGGUAUUGCAUUAUUAGCUUUUGGGGUCAUUAUCAGAAUACUGCGCCUUUUGGCCUUUAUAACUUAUUUUCUCAUUUUAUUUUUUGUCAUGCAUUUAUCUACCCUGCCAUGGGUGGACAAUUUCAGCAAACAUUGUCUUUUGAUGAAAAUGUGUUUGACCGAGAGUUGCAAAUAUUGUGAAUUGUUUAUGAUGAUCUUGCUCUUUUUAAUAAUGUUUUAGAUAAACAUUUUCAUUUUAUAUUUUUUUUAUUCUUAUUAUUUAAAAUUAUUAUUUAAAUUAACGUGAUAUUUUACCAUGACAGGUUGAACAGCAUAAGCUUAAUCUCAGUAUAGAGACAAAAUGAUAGAUACUGUAUUAAAUGAUGAUAAUAUUAUUAUUUGUUGAACAUGCAGCAGAAAGUGUCUUCUGUCCCUUAAAAUAAAACAGUUGUGAUGUCA
This is a messenger RNA of Astyanax mexicanus (Mexican tetra), 3896 nucleotides long. RefSeq names its product G protein-coupled receptor 61-like (gene gpr61l). NCBI's taxonomy places the organism in Eukaryota, Metazoa, Chordata, Actinopteri, Characiformes, Acestrorhamphidae. The transcript is spliced from 2 exons. Gene Ontology annotation, molecular function: G protein-coupled receptor activity. The record is from RefSeq and is a predicted model, not a curated record. Gene Ontology annotation, biological process: G protein-coupled receptor signaling pathway. Gene Ontology annotation, cellular component: endosome; signaling receptor complex; plasma membrane. The coding region runs from base 862 to 2151 and encodes 429 amino acids.